GAAGCACUUCCGGCGUCACUGUGAGUAAACAGUAACAAACAUGGCGGCCUCAGAGGAGCUCAGGCGGCUGGAGUAUUUGUCUCUGGUGUCCAAAGUGUGCACGGAGCUGGACAACCACCUGGGCAUCUGCGAGAAGGACCUAGCUGAGUUCAUCAUCAGUCUGGCAGAGAAACAUCCAACACGCCACGAGUUCGAGUCCGUGCUGAGGCAGAACGGAGCAGACUUCACUGACACUCUGGUUGGAAAUCUGCUCAGACUGAUCCAAACUAUGCGCCCCGCUCCGUCCACAAGCAAAGCUCCUCCACAGACUGAGAAGGACAAGCUGAAGGAGAAGUAUCCUGCCUUAUGUAAACCAGACGCUCCGGAGUGGACGAUUCCACCUCGACGCACAGAUAAAGAGGACGAGCAGGUUGCUGCGGCAGCCAUGAAGGAGCUGGAGAUGCUCAUGCCAAACUUCUGUGGGACGAGCUCUGAACCCGGGUCUGACGGGAAUUUGCCCCGAGGUCGAGACACCGACAGAGGACGUAAACGAAGUCGCUCUCGCUCCAGAUCGAAAGAUCGCGACGGAGGAACGAACCCGAAGCACCGAAGGAAACGAGCGUCUCGCUGGAGCGACCGUCCGCCGAGCCCUCGCAGAGACGACGACGCCGCCUGCCGUGAUAAAUUUGUAGACCGGCCUCCGCCUGAGCAGCCUGUCGUGGGCGACAUCUAUGACGGCAAAGUCAGCAGCAUCAUGCAGUUUGGCUGUUUCGUGCAGCUGGAGGGCCUCAGGAAACGCUGGGAGGGGCUGGUGCACAUCUCAGAGCUGCGCAAAGAAGGACGGAUAGCUAACGUGUCCGACGUGGUCACCAAAAGCCAGAAGGUGAAGGUCAAAGUGCUGACCUUCACCGGAACCAGAGCCAGCCUCAGCAUGAAGGACGUCGACCAGGAGACAGGGGAGGACCUGAACCCCAACCGGAAGAGAAACCUGGACACUGGAGGUGGAGGUGGAGACGAAGCCAUGAGGAACCCCGACCGCCCCAUCGAAGCGAGCAUGCUGGAGCUGGCGGAAAACCCAGCAGAGCGCAAGCGGCUCGCCAAGAUCACAGACCUGGAAAAAUGGGAGAUUAAACAAAUGAUUGCAGCAAACGUACUUCCUAAAGAAGAGUUUCCAGAAUUUGACAAAGAGACAGGAAUCCUUCCCAAAAUAGACGACGAUGAAGACGAAGACGUGGAGAUCGAUCUGGUCGAAGAGGAAGCACCGUUCCUGAGGGGACAGACUAAAUCGAGCAUGAACCUGAGCCCAGUCAAAAUAGUAAAGAAUCCAGACGGCUCCCUCUCCCAGGCGGCCAUGAUGCAGAGCGCUCUUUCUAAAGAGAGGCGGGAGCUGAAGCAGGCGGCUCGUGCAGCAGAGAUGGACUCCAUCCCGACCGGCCUCAACAAGCACUGGAUAGACCCGAUGCCUGAUUAUCAAGGAAGGCAGAUUGCUGCCAACAUGAGAGGCAUCGGUGCCAUGCCCAUCGAUCUCCCAGAGUGGAAGAGGUACGCCUUCGGAGGGAACCAGGUGUCGUACGGCAAGAAGACAGAACUUUCCAUCCUGCAGCAGAGAGAGAGUCUGCCUAUUUUCAAGCUGAAGGAGCAGCUCGUCCAGGCUGUCCACGAUAACCAGAUCUUGAUUGUAGUUGGAGAAACGGGGUCCGGUAAGACCACGCAGAUCACUCAGUACCUGGCGGAGGCGGGCUACACCUCCCGGGGGAAGAUCGGCUGCACGCAACCCCGACGUGUGGCCGCCAUGUCAGUGGCCAAGAGAGUCUCUGAGGAGUACGGCUGCCGUCUAGGCCAAGAGGUGGGCUACACCAUUCGUUUUGAGGACUGCACCAGUACAGAGACAGUAAUCAAGUACAUGACCCACGGCAUGCUGCAGAGGGAGUGUCUUUUAGACUCAGACAUGAGUCUGUAUUCCCUCAUUAUGCUCGAUGAGGCCCACGAGAGAACAAUCCACACCGAUGUGCUGUUUGGCCUUCUCAAGAAGACGAUACAGAAACGCAAAGACAUGAAGCUGAUCGUGUCCUCCGCCACGCUGGACGCUGUCAAAUUCUCCCAGUAUUUCUUUGAAGCUCCCAUCUUCACCAUCCCAGGAAGAACCUUCCCGGUGGAGGUUCUCUACACCAAAGAACCUGAGACGGACUACCUGGACGCCAGUCUCAUCACUGUUAUGCAGAUCCAUCUGACCGAGCCGCCAGGCGACAUCCUGGUGUUUCUGACUGGACAGGAGGAGAUCGACACCGCCUGUGAGAUCCUGUACGAGAGGAUGAAGUCGCUCGGUCCUGCUGUUCCUGAACUCAUCAUCCUCCCGGUUUAUUCUGCCCUGCCCAGUGAGAUGCAGACCAGGAUCUUUGACCCUGCACCUCCAGGCAGCAGAAAGGUCAUCAUUGCCACAAACAUCGCAGAGACGUCUCUGACCAUCGAUGGUAUCUACUACGUGGUCGAUCCUGGCUUCGUCAAACAGAUCGUGUACAAUUCCAAGACGGGAAUCGACCAGCUGGUGGUGACGCCCAUAUCACAGGCUCAGGCCAAGCAGAGGUCAGGUCGAGCCGGCAGAACCGGUCCAGGGAAGUGUUACAGACUGUACACGGAGAGAGCCUACAGAGACGAGAUGCUGACCACCAACGUGCCCGAGAUCCAGAGGACCAACUUGGCCAGCACUGUGCUGUCUCUGAAGGCGAUGGGCAUCAACGACCUCCUGGCGUUCGACUUCAUGGACGCUCCUCCCAUGGAGACUCUGAUCAUAGCCAUGGAGCAGCUCUACACGCUGGGAGCUCUGGACGACGAAGGCUUACUCACACGGCUGGGCCGAAGGAUGGCUGAGUUUCCUCUGGAGCCCAUGCUGUGUAAGAUGUUGAUCAUGUCCGUCUACCUGGGCUGCAGUGAAGAGAUGCUCACCAUCGUGUCCAUGCUGUCGGUGCAGAAUAUCUUCUACAGACCAAAGGACAAGCAAGCCCUCGCUGACCAGAAGAAGACAAAAUUCUUCCAGCUUGAAGGAGACCACCUCACGUUGCUGGCCGUCUACAACUCCUGGAAGAACAACAAGUUCUCCAACCCGUGGUGCUUCGAGAACUUCAUCCAGGCUCGCUCCUUGAAGAGAGCUCAGGACAUCCGCAAACAGAUGCUGAGCAUCAUGGACAGACACAAGCUGGACGUGGUGUCCUGCGGAGCGGCUACGGUGCGGGUCCAGAAAGCCAUCUGCAGCGGUUUCUUCAGGAACGCUGCCAGGAAGCACCCCCACGACGGGUACCGUACCCUGAUCGACCAGCAGGUGGUGUACCUCCACCCCUCCAGCACUCUGUUCAACCGCCAGCCAGAAUGGCUCGUGUAUCACGAGUUGGUGCUGACCACCAAGGAGUACAUGCGGGAGGUGACCACCAUCGACCCUCGCUGGCUCGUGGAGUUUGCUCCGGCGUUCUACCGAGUCGCCGACCCGACGCGCCUCAGCCGGCAGAAGAAGCAGCAGAAACUGGAGCCGCUCUACAACCGCUACGAGGAACCCAACGCUUGGAGAAUCUCCCGCGCCUUCAGACGACGCUGAUGAAGAAGAGCUCCUGUGCCUUUAUACCUUACACCAGGUGGACAAACUGUAGGUCAGACUGACUGAAGACACUGAAUUCAUUUAACUGUGGACCAGAUAAAUGUUAUUUCAACCUUCAUUAAUCUUCUUUCACAAUAUCUAAGCUUUUUUUUAACGUUAGAAUUACUUAAUUUCAGCUUGUUACCAUGAUCAGAUGGUGUAUAUGUAUUUUCUAUGAAAUAUUCAAAAGUUACAGAUAAACACUGGAUGCACUUUUA
Molecule: messenger RNA, 3822 nt
Organism: Larimichthys crocea (large yellow croaker)
Lineage: Eukaryota; Metazoa; Chordata; Actinopteri; Sciaenidae
Product: ATP-dependent RNA helicase DHX8
Exons: 24
Coding region: 41-3565 (1174 amino acids)
Biological process (GO): mRNA splicing, via spliceosome; spliceosomal complex disassembly
Cellular component (GO): intracellular anatomical structure; catalytic step 2 spliceosome
Molecular function (GO): ATP binding; RNA binding; RNA helicase activity
Source: RefSeq, a predicted model, not a curated record